AUGAUUAGCAUCAGAAAACGCGAUGGAAGAAAAUUUUCGGAUCAAUUUAGCAUGAUAUUAUCAUUUAAUUCAAAAAAGAAAAGCAAAGACGAUAAAAAAGAAGUCUUAAAUGGGCAACAACAGCAACAGCAGCAACAACAACAACAACAACAAAAUGUGCAAGCGCCAGGAUUUGCAGGUCAGCUUAACCAAGGUGCUGGUGCUGCUCCUCCUCUAGCGGAAGGACCAAAAGCACCUGGUCAAGGAGGCAUAGCUGGAACAUUUGACCCGAACUAUCAGACAUUAGCUGGCGUAGGUGGUGAAAUAUUUGGUGAAGACAAAAAGCAAGGUGGUGCUUUUGGCGGCGCUGGUGGUGGUGGUGCUGGUGGUGCUGGUGCUGGUGGCGGCGGCGGAGGACCACAAGCACCAGCAGCUGGGGGAAUGGCUGGAACCUUCGAUCCUAACUAUCAAACCUUAGCUGGUGUAGGUGGAGAAAUAUUCGGUGCAGAUAAGAAGGCAGCUGGAGGUGGCGGUGGUGGUGGCAUUGGCGGUCCUCAAAUUCCCGUAAAUAAAGAGGAAAAAGCUGGUACAUUUGAUCCUAAUUAUCAGACACUAGCUGGAAUUGGUGGUGAAGUAUUCGGUGCAGAUAAAAAGCAAGAAGGUGAAGUUGGUGGUGGUGGUGGUGGUGCUGGACCUAAAGCUCCCGAUAACAAGGAUGUUAAAGCAGGAACAUUUGAUCCCAAUUAUCAGACACUAGCUGGUGUUGGUGGUGAAGUAUUCGGUCAAGAUAAAAAGGUAGCAGGAGGUGGUGGUGAUGGCGGCGGUGGUGGCGAAGGACCAAAAGCUCCGGAAAAUAAAGAUGUCAAAGCCGGCACCUAUGAUCCUAACUAUCAAACUCUUGCUGGUGUCGGUGGUGAAAUAUUUGGCGCUGAUAAAAAAGUAUAA
Molecule: messenger RNA, 924 nt
Organism: Acanthocheilonema viteae
Lineage: Eukaryota; Metazoa; Nematoda; Chromadorea; Rhabditida; Onchocercidae
Source: the annotation of a GenBank genome assembly